Schistosoma haematobium is the source of this 3162-nucleotide messenger RNA. It is a transcript of the gene WDR63, whose product is annotated as WD repeat-containing protein 63. Gene Ontology annotation, biological process: inner dynein arm assembly; cilium movement involved in cell motility. The transcript has 7 exons. Gene Ontology annotation, cellular component: inner dynein arm. The record is from RefSeq and is a predicted model, not a curated record. NCBI's taxonomy places the organism in Eukaryota, Metazoa, Platyhelminthes, Trematoda, Strigeidida, Schistosomatidae. Bases 84 to 2864 code for a protein of 926 amino acids. Gene Ontology annotation, molecular function: dynein heavy chain binding; dynein light chain binding.
AACUGAAAUAAAAGUUUUACUAUGAGAACAUACGAUAGCUUUUCAAAUUUAAGGAUGUAACAACUUGAAAUAAACUAUAAAUCAUGAAAAACUCAAACGAAAAAGUAAAUUCAGUUGAAAAUACUUUGCGUAAUAAGAGUGCUAGAGGUCGUUCUAAAAGUCGAAGCGGACGUAAAUCAGAAUCGUCACUUGGAAAAUCAGCGGAAAAAAGUGGCAGCAAACAUUCUGAUGCAGUGGAUGGGUCAUCAUUGGCAUCAAUCAGAGAAAGUCACAAACCAUUAGAUAUAUUCAUUCAAAAUGAACUAAUGCCUAAUUGCACACCGAUAUUUUUAUCAAAAUCAACACAACAGAUAUUUAAUAUUGUAACUGAUGAACAAAUUACCAAAGAAUCACCAAUCAUUUUAUUGAACAAAUCUGAUCUACUUAAAGAUUUACAGUUACGUGCAGCUGUAUCAGAUUUCAGUGUACAAAAAGUUGCAAUAAAAAAUUAUCCCGGUUCUGAUAUUUUAUUAAUUUACGAUGCAGAUUUUAAAUUUGGUGAAAAUUUUGUCAUUGUCUUAUCUGAAGAGACAAAAUCUCUUAUACUGAAUCCAGUUAAACAAGCAGUUGACGGUCAGUCAGAACAUGAUGGUAAUGGUGAUGAAAAUGAUGGAAUAAACGAUGAUGAGGAUAAGAUAGAAGAAUACAAAGAGGCCAGUGAUUUAUGUUUUCUAUUCAAAUCGAGAUCAGAACAUGGUUGGAUUGAAUUAGGUUCAGAAAACGAAAUUGCCGAAAUGAAUACUUUUGAAACACGUUCAAAAGUGUAUACAAUUUUUCAAAGACCACGUAAAGAAUUUGGUAGUGUAUUACAUUUACAAGAUGAAAGUGCGACAAAGAAAGGUUGUUCUGAACAGAUUUUAUCACGUGAAGAUGAAUCAUUUAAUAUACCUAUAGUGGAGUUAGAUAAAUCAGCCACAAAUUGUGAAACCACAUGUGAUAAAGGUAUUAAUACAAAUUGGAAAUAUCCAAAAAAUGCUUUCACCCAUUAUGUUCCUAGAAUGUUUACAUCUGAUGAAUUAAAACAUUAUUAUCAUGAAAAUAAUGAUGCUUUUCGUAACAUAUCGAAAUUAUACACACUAUUUGAACAAAGUUUAUUAGAAAAUGAAAUGUACAAUUUUUUAUCAAAUGAUUAUGAGAAUUUACCCAUUGGUGAUGAAACUUAUGAUACAAAAAGCGACAAUACAUUCAAAGAAUUUCUAUCAUUUACUGAUUUAAAAUUUAGUAAAAAUAAAGCUAUUACAAUGAUUCAAUGGCAUCCAAAUAUUAAAGGUAUUAUUGCAACAUCUAUUAGUGAACGGACAAUUUAUGAUCAACGUAUUGAUCAAGCAUCACGAAUUCUUUUACAACCAACACAUAUUAUAUUAUGGAGUUUUAAUGAUCCAUUAAAGCCUCAAUUAUUAUUACAUGCACCAGAUGAUAUUAUGUGUUUUCAAUUUAAUCCAACUAGUCCGAAUUAUAUGGCUGGUGGUUGUAUCAAUGGACAAGUAGUUCUGUGGGAUAUUGAAAAACAUAUUGACGAUUUAACUAAUGUUAAAUUGCGAUUGAAACAAAAUAAUCAAAUGCCUUUAUUUGUUUUUGAUGAGAAUGAAUUAAAUAAAGUAUCAACAUCACAUUAUUCUGCUUUAAGUAAUAUUGAAUCAUCACAUAGUUCACCAAUCAUGGAUUUGAAAUGGAUACCGGAUCAUAUAGAAAUUAAUCGGUUAGGAUACUGUUUCGAAAAUCAUGCACAGAAAUGUGUUCAAUUAAUGACAUGCGGUUUAAAUGGUGAAAUAUUACUAUGGGAUAUACGACCAGAGAAAACACCAUUAGCUAUAAACAAAACAAGUGAUUCAAUUAAACCACCAAAUAAUGUACCACUAACAUUUUCGACACUGGAUUUGAAAUGGAAACCAUUAUUAAGAAUACAUUUAUAUACAAACGAUCCAGUUAAUGACCAUGUACCAAUUAGGUUUUGUAUACGUGAAAUGCACGGAGAUCGCAGAUUGCUAACGUCUAACACAAAAGAUUCCAGUAUCAAUAUAACUGACAACUCAUCUAAAUUACUCCCACUUCCAAACGCCGACACACAUAUUUAUGCCGGGACUGAAGAUGGUGUUAUAGUUUAUGUUGACUGGAUACCACAUAAAGAUCAAGACACUGGGAAAAUGCAAACACUCAAACCAGAAUUUUGUUCCUCACGACAUGACGGUCCAAUUAGUUACCUUUGUCGUUCACCGUUUGAUUCCUCCCUAGUCUUGGCUAUUGGUGGAUGGAUAUGGACAAUGUGGAAGGAAGGAGUUACCAGUGGGCCGAUCAUAGAAUCUGGUCGUGCAAAUAAACCAUUAACAGGUGGCAGUUGGUCUCCUACACGUCCAUCAGUAUUUUAUACAUGUCGUGUUGAUGGUAGUAUAGAAGUUUGGGAUUUACUUGAUAAAACUUAUGAACCAACAAUGAUUCAGUCAAUAUCUGCUAAUCCACUAACUGCUUUAUCUAUAUGGGAUUCACCUAAACGUCAAUUUAUAGCAACUGGUGAUAUUCAAGGUGUACUACAAUUAUUUAUUGUACCUAGACGUUUACAAACUCCUUUACCAUCAGAAUUAAAAAAAUUCAAUGAAUACAUUGAACGUGAAGUGAAAAGAAAAGAAUUUGUUUCGAUGCGUUGGAAUUUAAGAGAGCAAGAAAAAAUUGAACAAGAAGCGGAAAACAAAAGAAGGGCUGGUUUAGCACCAGCUGUUAUGUUGAGCGACGAAGAAAUCAUUCAGAAAGAAAAAUUCGAAUAUGUAAAGUAUUUAUCAGAAGAACAUACUUUCUUAAGAUCAUUAGGACUAGUUGAAGAGGAUGAUUAAGAAGAAUAAAAAAUGUGAAAGAAGAACAUUCGUUUGUCUUUUAGAAAUUUGUAACCUUUCGAAACGAUCUCUUUCACAUGAAUGUUAUUAAAUAUAUCGAUUUUAAUUAGGUGUACUCUUUUUGACCAAUUGUUUUUUUCAGGACCAAUUGCAGGUUAGUGAGGUCAUCUUUUGCAUGUAGCUCAAUUCUAGCUGUAUAUUAAACCUAUCGUUUUAAUUUUUACGAGAUAGAUAUAUUACCGAAAUUGAAUAAUAGGAACUCUUAUUUUGUACAGUUCUAUCUAAAUGAUAAGCAGAG